GUGAAAUCUCUCAGAGCGUGAGGAUGAGUUGACAUGUGAGGAACACGCUGGACUUUAAUCCUGAAACAAAAACAUCAUGGAGUCAAACCUGAAAAGACCGAAGCUCUCGCACAUGAUUGUGAUUCUGCUUGCUAUCCCAGCGUACUUUGCGCUUCCAAACGUGUUCCUGCAGCAGUCUGAUGCCAAUCGUCUCUUAACACAUCGUUUCCGGCGUGCAAACUCAUUCCUGGAGGAGUUGAAGCUGGGAGAUCUGGAGAGAGAGUGUCUGGAGGAGAUCUGCUCCUAUGAGGAGGCCAGAGAGAUCUUCAGUGUCCCUGACCAACUGAAGGACUUCUGGAAGAGAUAUACCGAAGUGGAUUGGUGUGAGUCAGGACCUUGUCAGAACAAUGGCACGUGUGUUUCUCAGGUGAACACGUAUAUCUGUAUAUGUCCAGUAAAGUUCGAGGGGAGGAACUGUGACAAAGAAAAGUCUGCACCCAAUUCCUAUAGCUGUUUGUACAAGAACGGCGGCUGUGAUCAUUUCUGUACUCAGAUCAGUGAAUCGACGCGUCAGUGUGAGUGUGCACCCGGUUACAGAUUGCAAACGGACAACAUCACCUGUGUGCCUGAAGAUAGUUUUGCGUGUGGCAGGGUGGUGGUGCACGUGACUGUAGGUCCGAGGGUUGUAAAGGGAGAUGUGUGUCCUAAAGGACAGUGUCCAUGGCAGGCUUUACUAGAGUACAAAGGAGAAUAUAAAUGUGGUGCUGUUAUUUUUGAUUCUCGGUGGAUUAUCACAGCAGCUCACUGUGUUUGGGGAAGAGAUCGGUCUCUUCUACGAGUGACAGUCGGUGAACACAUCCGUUCCAAAAAUGAAGGCACGGAGCAGAUAAGGGAAGUGUCUAAAGUGUUGAUUCACCCGCUGUACAAUCACUCCAUCACCGAUUCUGACAUCGCUCUUCUGCGUCUGCGCAGUCCCAUAACGCUCGGCCCUUACGCUCUUCCUGUAUGUCUGCCACCUGCGAACGGCACAUUCACUCACACUUUAGGGUCCAUCCUUACGUCCACCGUCAGUGGGUGGGGUCACAUGUCUCAGUCUGGACCUCCAUCGGAUGUUCUUCAAAAGUUAGAUGUGCCAAGGGUCUCUUUAGACGAAUGUAGGACGCAGCCGGAUCUGAAGAUCACCAGGAAUAUGUUGUGUGCCGGGUAUAAAGGAGGAGAGGGUGACUCUUGUCAGGGCGACAGCGGAGGACCUCUGGUUACUUGUUAUAAAAACACCUGGUUUCUGACUGGUAUCGUGAGUUGGGGUAAAGGUUGCGCGCGCACUGGUUACUAUGGUGUCUACACAAGGGUGUCCAUCUUUGUGGAUUGGAUCGUGAAGAGCGUGGCUGCCACAUAGAGAUUUAUAUGGAGAACAAACAUCUUUAGAAGUGAAAAGUGUCAUAUUUUCAGCAUUCAAAUAUUUACUCAUGUCGUGUUGUCAAGGUUUUGAGUUCAUAUUCAGUAACAGUAUUAGUAGAUUACCUUUCUAAAUAAGUCAAAAUCUUGUAAUCAUUGUAAUGUGUUAAAUAAUGGCUUAUCAAAUGCAGCCAAUCGGCUUUCUCAAUAAAAAAAGGAAACUUAUACCUGUAAUGUUUAAGAGCAGUCAUGUGAAAUGAGCAACCACUAAAAACAGCUACAUUUUCUACAGAAAUUGUACUCAAGCUUCGCCUUCAAAGACACGUGGACUGUAUGUGACUGUAUGUAGAAUGUAAUUAAAGAUAACAGUACAAGAUGA
Molecule: messenger RNA, 1753 nt
Organism: Misgurnus anguillicaudatus (oriental weatherfish)
Lineage: Eukaryota; Metazoa; Chordata; Actinopteri; Cypriniformes; Cobitidae
Product: coagulation factor VII
Biological process (GO): proteolysis; blood coagulation
Cellular component (GO): extracellular region
Molecular function (GO): serine-type endopeptidase activity; calcium ion binding
Source: RefSeq, a predicted model, not a curated record